This is a messenger RNA of Dermacentor silvarum, 840 nucleotides long. RefSeq lists its product as uncharacterized. The record is from RefSeq and is a predicted model, not a curated record. The transcript has a single exon. Bases 1 to 840 code for a protein of 279 amino acids. Gene Ontology annotation, molecular function: RNA-DNA hybrid ribonuclease activity; nucleic acid binding. NCBI's taxonomy places the organism in Eukaryota, Metazoa, Arthropoda, Arachnida, Ixodida, Ixodidae.
AUGGGCCAUUACACGGACGGCUCUGUGCUCCGGGAUGGCGCGGCUUCGGCUGCCUGCUUCGCCCCUGAGCUCUCGGCGCAGAGCCAAUGCCGUGUCCUGCACGCGGUGUCCUCCACGCAUGCCGAGCUGGCGGCCAUCGACCUGGCGGCCAAACUGCUAUACCAGCGGCAGGUUGCACGCGCGGCCAUCCUGACCGACUCACGGGCGGCGCUCUGCUUGCUGGCCAGGGAGGACCACGGCCCCACGCUGAUCCAGCGGCUCCACCGUAAGCUGCACGCCGUCUGCGAGCUGGGAUGCGACCUCGUCUUCCAAUGGGUGCCCUCGCACGUUGGAUUGCCCGGGAACGAGGAAGCGGACCGGCUCGCAAAGGAGGCCCACACCUUGCCAGUGCCCCGGUCUCUACUGGUGACGCCUUUCGACGUCGCCCGUCACACCGUUGCUGGCUACCUCCGGUCGCGACACCCUGACCCGCGCGUUGCCGCCGGCAGCCCCCCGAAGUUGCUGCCACGCAGGGGCUUGUGCCGCCGUGAUCGCGCUCUGCUCCUGCGUCUCCGCAUCGGGUGCUGUCGGACGGCUGAGCGCGUGCACCGGUUGUCGGGACUCGGCUCGCCCUACUGCGACAGCUGCUCCGGUGUCGAAUCCUUGGACCAUGUUCUCCUGCAGUGCCCCGCGUACGCAGCGGAGCGUGGCCCUCUUCUUGCCGCCUACCGUCGCCUCGGGAUCCCGUCCGACAGCGCACGGGGGCUCCUGUUUCCUGCGACGCAUCCCUCCAUCGCCAGGCGGGCCUACGCGGCCCUCCUGGAGUAUCUGGAGGAUACAAACCUGUGUCAGCGGCUCUAA